Culicoides brevitarsis is the source of this 1732-nucleotide messenger RNA. RefSeq names its product F-box/LRR-repeat protein 20. Gene Ontology annotation, molecular function: protein binding. Gene Ontology annotation, biological process: SCF-dependent proteasomal ubiquitin-dependent protein catabolic process. Gene Ontology annotation, cellular component: SCF ubiquitin ligase complex. The record is from RefSeq and is a predicted model, not a curated record. Bases 113 to 1408 code for a protein of 431 amino acids. The transcript is spliced from 9 exons. Lineage: Eukaryota; Metazoa; Arthropoda; Insecta; Diptera; Ceratopogonidae.
GACGACGACGACGACUGAAAAACAAAUAAUAAUAAAAGCAGUGAAACGGUAAAGUCGGGACGCCCAAAAGAAAAAGAAGAAAAAUUAAAUCGAGAUUACUCAGAGUUUCGCCAUGAGCAAUUCAACGAGAUACAGAAUCGAGCAACAGAUCAUACCAGUGCCCGAUGAUGAUAUCUCGCGGCUACCAAAGGAGAUUCUACUGCGGAUUUUAUCUUAUCUAGAUGUUGUUUCGUUAUGCAGAAGUGCUCAAGUCUCUCGUUAUUGGAAUGUCCUUGCCCGUGAUGGCUCUAAUUGGCAAAAAAUUGACCUAUUUGACUUUCAAAGAGAUAUUGAGGGUCCCGUUAUCGAGAACAUUUCAUACCGUUGCGGAGGCUUUCUCAAAUCCCUCAGUCUUCGUGGAUGCAAGUCCGUUGGCGAUCAAAGUAUUCGAACACUCGCACAGCACUGCCACAACAUUGAGCACCUCGAUUUGUCGGAAUGCAAGAAGAUAACGGAUCUCGCGACACAAGCCCUCAGUCGAUAUUGCUCCAAACUCGCAUCAAUUAACUUGGAUUCGUGCUCUCAAAUAUCUGAUUCGAGUUUAAAGGCAAUAUCCGAUGGAUGUCCCAAUCUCGUCGAAAUUAACGUUUCCUGGUGCCAUUUGAUCACAGAAAAUGGCAUUGAGGCACUCGCACGUGGCUGUAAUAAGAUCAAAAAAUUCAGUUGUAAAGGAUGCAAACAAGUUAACGACAGAGCCGUCACAGCAUUAGCUCUUUACUGUCCGAACAUGGAAUGUUUGAAUUUACACAGUUGUGAUAGCAUAACAGACAUUUCCAUACAAAAAAUAUCAGAAAAGUGCAUUAAUUUGAAGCAACUGUGUGUCUCAAAGUGCGCCGAUCUAACAGACCAAACACUAGUCGCUCUGGCACAGCAUAAUCCAUAUUUAAAUACUCUUGAGGCAGCUGGAUGUCAUCAAUUCACAGAUUUGGGCUUUCAGGCAUUGGGAAGAAACUGCAAAUACUUGGAGAGAAUGGACUUGGAGGAAUGUAAUCAAAUAACAGACUCUACACUUGCACAUUUGGCAACUGGCUGUCCCAGCUUGGAAAAAUUAACACUAUCGCACUGUGAACUAAUAACUGACGAAGGUAUUCGGCAACUCGCUGCCGGUUCGUGUGCCGCCGAAAGUCUUUCUGUCCUCGAAUUAGACAAUUGCCCGUUGAUAACGGAUGCCACGCUCGAGCAUUUGAUAUCGUGUCACAACUUGCAGCGAAUAGAGUUGUACGACUGUCAAUUAAUAUCGCGACAAGCCAUACGCCGACUGCGAAAUCAUCUACCAAAUAUUAAAGUGCAUGCGUAUUUUGCGCCCCAAACGCCCCCCAUAACGCCUCAAGUACGUCCUCGCUAUUGCCGGUGCUGCGAAAUUCUCUGAAAUCAGGUGGUGUGUCUCGCACGAAAAGUAUUAUUAUGCCGUGACUUGAAUGACUGAUCUUCUCUGCUCCGACGCGAGAGAGUGGCUUAAUUUAUGAAUUAUACAACAUAUUAAUAUCUACACAUAUAUACAACAAGAACAACUAAAUAUGUUUAGAAAAAAUGGCUAAAAAUCAGCUAAACUCACAUACAAACACGUUGUCGUUUAAAACAUUAACAAGUUAUUAGUUAUUAAUCCAUGUUUUUUAGCAUUUUUGACAAUUGUGUAAUACUACUUUCGAUUUUUAAAUAUAACAAACAUUAAACAUUCACUCCGAAACUUCCU